GCUGCCGAUAUUUACCUGACACCAACAAGCUGCCAACAAGUCAACGUAAACGUGUCGUAAAGUGUAUAAAUGGACCAAUAAUGCCAUUGGCAAUAUAGUAGAGGUUUAAUUUCUAGUUCUGUUUGCUAAAGCGAGAUCAUCGGAGAUGGCCACCGAGAUGGACACAAAACGUCUGUUGUGUUGUUGCGAUGCUAUCUGUUUUGAUGUCGAUUCGACCGUUUGUAUUGAUGAGGUUAUAGAUGCAUUUGCUACAUAUUUAGGAUGCGGUAAAGAAAUUGCACAGCUAACUGCGGAUGCCAUGAAAGGAGAUGUGACCUUUAGGAGUGCGUUGAAGCAGAGACUGGACCUAAUGAAUCCAAAGCAUGCUCAGUACCAGUCAUUUAUAGAAAAGCAAUCUGUCAGUUUUACACCUAGGAUUAGGGAAUUAAUGAAGCUAUUGCACAAGAGAGGAGCUGCAGUCUACCUCGUAUCAGGAGGCUUUAGAGCUUUCUUGCUUCCACUCGCAAAACUACUAGACGUUCCCGCUGAAAAUGUCUACGCGAACAGGCUGCUGUUUGAUGACCAAGGUAACUAUACUGGAUUCGAUGUGCAUGAGCCAACAUCUGAAUCUGGUGGCAAGUCAAGAGUCGUAGACCAACUACGAAGUACCCACGGUUACAACACAAUCGUCAUGGUUGGAGAUGGCGCCACCGAUCUAGAGACUUUUCCAAAUCAUGCUGAUGCUUUCAUCGGGUUUGGAGGAAAUCAGGUUAGGGACAAGGUAAAGAAGGAAUCAAAGUGGUUCGUAACAGAUUUCAAAGAGCUCAUUGAUGAACUUCAGGAGGCAUAAACUUUCAAAAGGUUAAGCAAUUUUAGCAAAAGCACGAUUAAGAUGUACAAUUGUUUAUUAUUUGCAGUUCCUUUGUCCAAUGACUAUAUAUAGCACAAUUUAUGUCAGAGCCUUUUGCGUGGUGCUAGAUAUUUGUUAAGGUUAUUUUACUCGGGUGUGUUAUAUGUGGGAACAUAUAUUAAUAGUGCACCAGUUAGUAUAAGUACUGAAGAAUGCACACAUUGUGGAAGGUUAACGUUGCCAAUUGUUUUCGUAUGUUCUAAGUAUAUGAUGGUUAUUUAAAUCGGCUGCUUUUUAGUUUUGUAUUUAAAUUUUUUUAAAUAACAUUUAAUAUUAGUUCACUGUGUACAUUUUGCAAAUAAUGAAAAUAACCAAAUUACAUAUGUACAAAAUAUGUGAUUAAAUCUAUAAGAGCAAGGUUGUAAAUAACAAA
This is a messenger RNA of Priapulus caudatus, 1262 nucleotides long. Its product is annotated as phosphoserine phosphatase-like. The transcript has 5 exons. Gene Ontology annotation, molecular function: magnesium ion binding; L-phosphoserine phosphatase activity. Gene Ontology annotation, cellular component: cytoplasm. Gene Ontology annotation, biological process: L-serine biosynthetic process; dephosphorylation. NCBI's taxonomy places the organism in Eukaryota, Metazoa, Priapulida, Priapulimorpha, Priapulimorphida, Priapulidae. The record is from RefSeq and is a predicted model, not a curated record. The coding region runs from base 146 to 829 and encodes 227 amino acids.